This is a messenger RNA of Cygnus olor (mute swan), 5423 nucleotides long. RefSeq names its product trafficking regulator of GLUT4 (SLC2A4) 1 (gene TRARG1). Lineage: Eukaryota; Metazoa; Chordata; Aves; Anseriformes; Anatidae. Gene Ontology annotation, cellular component: membrane. The record is from RefSeq and is a predicted model, not a curated record. Bases 79 to 606 code for a protein of 175 amino acids. The transcript has 3 exons.
CUCAGAGCGGCGGCGGCGGGGAGCGCUCGGAGCCCGCUCCGUCGGGUCGGGUCGGGCCGGGCCGGGCCGGGCCGGGCCAUGGCGAGCGGCACCGCCGCGCCCCCGGGCUCGGGCUCGGGCUCGGGUUCGGGCUCGGGCUCGGCGCUGCCCUCCCGGCUCCAGGAGACCGAGAAGCUGCUGGCGGCUACCGAAGGGCUCCGAGGCUCCAAAUCCUUCACGGCGGCGCUGGCCGGCGAGGCGGAGCGCAACGGGCACGGGCUCGGCUACAAGUCGGUGUCCGUCGGGCACCUGGACGCGGCCCCGCUGUCGCCGUCGCGGCUCAGCCUGGGCAGAGCCUCCUCCACCGGCACCAGCACGGCGCCGCCCGAGCAGGGCCGCCCGCGGGACUACCUGGUGCUCGCCAUCUUCUCCUGCUUCUGCCCCGUCUGGCCCAUCAACGUGGUGGCCCUCGUCUUCUCCAUCAUGUCGAGGAACAGCGGGCAGCAGGGGGACAUGGACGGAGCGCGGCGCCUCGGCCGCAUGGCCCGCCUGCUCAGCAUUGUCUCCAUCGUCCUGGGGACCAUCAUCAUCGUGCUCUACAUUUCACUCAGCAUCAGAGUUUCCUAGAGGACAUUUUAGCAUGCAAAUACCUCGAAGAGGAGGAAGACAACUCUCCUUUUGGGGUUUUUACUUUCAGCCUCACAACAAAAACUUGUCACAGCGUAGGGGGGCCGCCCUGGAGGAACAUGCGCUUCUGCUCCGCCGCCCCCUGGGAACAAGCCCGGACGAGGGCUGGGACGAAAACAUCACGAGGAGGGAUGGGGAAAAGCUUCGGGUGCCGAGUGGAGAGGAGAAGGGGAAACCCACUACCUCAUUCCCCUCCAGCAAAACUGACGGAGCGGGGAGACAACUCAUGGCGAAGGGCAAGGAGGGAGUUUCAGGAACGAAGCUUAUUUUAAAGAAAACCUAAGGACAGACCAGGACACUUUGAGGAAUCCCCUCUAAGAAUUUUGGCACAAGCGACUGUGUUGUUGGGGGGUUGUUGGUUUUUAAAUCAUUACGUUAUCUGUCUCUACGACAAAAAAAACAAAAGCUCAAACUGCCAUCGGGAGUGGAGAGCUGUUGGGGGCAGGAGGAAAACCGAGCUGCAGAAGGAGCCCAGCUCCGCUCAGGGCAGAUCACAGCCGCAUGAGCUGGAGGGUGUGGGGGUUGCUUUUGUAUUUUUGAUGAAAAAAACAACAACAAAAAAAGAGACAAUGACCAUUUGCAUGCCUUUGGGAAUGCUCUCCACGUCUGUUCCUACAAGCUCUUUUGUCACUUGCAGCAGAUGUCGGAGCCGGCAGAGCAGGACGCUGCCGCAGCAGAACGCCAGGCUCCUCCUCAGCCGGCCCCACAGUGGGGAUUUUAAUGGAAGGAAACAUGCUUUCUCCGUGCAACCACACAUUUCUCUCUCUGGGCACCUGAAGCGAGGUUAAUGCUCGUGGCGCUGAGGAAAGAGCCUGGUUAAUCUGCAGCAGCGGCACCAAGGCACGGAGAGCCCAUGCUAUCCGCUCGAGCAUUUGUCCUGUCCUGUCCAUCAGCCAAAAGCUGCAGCCGAUCCAGACCCCGUUGUCGUCUGUGCUCAUCUCCCCUCACCCCUCUGGGCUUCAGUUGAUGACCUACCAGGAGAUUUUCAGAGGUGCAGAGGGGUUUAGGAUCCCUGCUCCUCUCUUUACCCCUCCCGCAUCUCUGAACAUCUCCAGCAUCCUUGGAGCUGGCUGGGGCUGGUUCCACAAACGGUAUUAUUUUUUAACAUUUUGUAUUUAACGACAUGUAAAGACACUGACUUUUUUUGCUCCUCCUGAUCUGCCUGGGCCCCCCCAUGCCCUGCCAAGUCUUCCACGAUGCGCAGCCCCCUCUGCCGUCCCCAUCCCCACCUCCCACCCGUCCCUGCCGCGGGCUGGCACAGGCUCUGGUACUGUAUUUGCCACCCAGACUAUGCAAGGUCUCACCGCCUGUCAUUGUACCCAGGCUCUGUAGAUGGCUCCUGGCCAUAUCCACUGGCUCCGUGUUAGCUGAGCCUCUUUUUAGCAAAACUUUGCUGGUACAAUUACACAACCGGGAGCUGCACGCCCCGGCCUGUCCUGGGGCAUGAAAUGUUUUCCCCUGCUCCCUGAGUUAAUCUGGAAAAACCUCAGACCAAACCCAGCACGUCCAAGGGCUUUGUCUGCAUGGGGAAUUGCUGCACAGCACAGCAAGGUGUGCCAGGAGAAACCUCCCAGCAUCCUGGCACCCUCGUCCCUUCCAAGCUGGUGAAGCACAAGGGGCACGCAGGGAGGGAGCACGGAGAGCUGUAGGCUGUAAAUCCUCGGUCUGCAGUGCCCCAGGGGCAUGGCUGGGAACAUUCUCCUGUUUGAUUGCUCCUCAUUACAGAGUUUUCUCUGGCUAGAUGUUCUUUGGACCUAGGGCAUAGGGGAGCCAAAUCCCCUGGACACACUGCUAAUGUUUUCCUCUAAGUUCAAAGGGGUUCCAGGGACUCAGAGCAAUAGCAUGUUACUACAGCACUUUCUUGGGCUGCCUCCCCAUCCGCCCCUUUGCCUGUGCUUUAUUAGAAAUUACAAGCUUCUAAAAAUGGACCAAAUUCACUACCUUCCUUUAGCAACUCUGUUUUCUGCCCUUGGUGCUAGGGAAAGCUUUGUGCUCAGCCUGGUGCCGCGUCCAUCAGGGUGCUCCAUGGUUUCUGCUCUAGUCCCCGCUCUCACCAAAAGCCUUCCCUUUGAGACUAAACCGCUCAUCUUAUGGGUGAGCUGUGGAUGCUGCGUCUGUCCAUCAAAUCGCCAAAAAGUUUCCUUCUUAAGCCCUGAACCCGAAUGCUGCUGGCUGGCUGAGGUGCAGCUUUGUCCUGAGCCACUGACAGCCAGCGCUAUGGCAAAGCCAGGAGGGAUCCCCUGAGGACAGGACAGGCCGGCAUCCAGGGAAAAACUACAGCACUUGAGAGCACCAGAUGAAGGAUUUAAAAGCUGUUUUUAUCAUUACAUAAAGCCUUUCCUCUAAAGAGCCCGACCUUCUCUCCUAUGGCUAACGAUGAAGCCCUGCAGCCCCGCACGUGGCGGCUCGGCGUUGUGCUCUGCUAAAGGCACAGAUGGCAAAGUUGCUCCGAGUCACGUGCACGAGCAGCUCAGAAAAGACAACGUUUUGUCUUUCUCCUCAUCAAUAUAAAUAGGAGUGAAUGCAUAACUCCUUUGAAUCUGAUGUUUCCAAAGGGAUCUGUACAACCACACGCUGCAUUUCAGGCCGGGCUGGGAGUCCUGGCGCAGGCAGGGGACGGUGAGUGGCCGCACGGAGCUGGGCUGGAGAAGUCCCUGGCUGGAAAAGUCCCUGUCCAGAGAAGCCAGGAGCAGCAGAGGCACUAAAAUUCAACACCCGAAACACCCACGGUGAUAAUCUUUUGCACGCACCCACAUGGGGUUAGUGCCUUCUGCCCCAGCCUGGAGCACCGGGCUGCUGAGGCGACUGCUUCGCAGCCUGGUAUUACAGAUAAUAAAACCGAAGACACUUCAACUCCUUUCCUUUUUUUAAAUCUUCUUUCUGGUUAGAGCCAAUUGCACUGCUCUGCACUCUUGAAUACACCUUUCUGGGCAUUGUCCUGCACUGAGAUCCAGCUGAAAGCUCUCCAGUCACUCCUGACAUAAAGCAUUUCCUUUCCUUGCAAUCCUGCCCUUGAGUCGCGCCAGAGAAAUAAACUCCUCAGGACCAGCCGGACACGGAGGCUCUUCCCCUGCUCUCCAACAACCUCCUGACGCACUUUGCAGCCUGACCCUUUGUGAAGCUUUUGCCAGGAGGCCCUCGGGAAGCUGCUCCCUGUGGCAUGCAUGGUCUCACCCUCCUGCGCCAAGGAAGAAGCCGAUGGGCCCCAGCCCUUGAUGGCACCUCACACGGGAUUGCGUCACGAGGAGCAAAACCCUGGCAGAAUCCACCCUGAGGCCACUGGGACCCAAGUUUCCUCAUUUGGACUGAACCAGGAAACAAAAACACCACUCAUGAUUUUUUGCCAAUUCAGUGCAAGCACCUUGCUUUGCACGUCCAGGCACCACCGCUCCUCUCCCGAAGUUUGUUUUUAGAGUGUGGAUGGGCGAUCACGAAAAGUAUAUCACAGAAAGGCUUCUCCUCCUCAUCUCCACUCACAAGGCCCAUUGCUUAUGUCACAGCUCAUUGCCACCUGCUGCAGCCUCCCCUAGGCACACACGUCAGCAUCAAGCUUUCUGUUUCCAACUAAAACACGAAAUCCUCAGCAUCUGGCCAGUUUCUCCCCCCAGCAAAGCAGGGAAGAGGCGAGCUCCCCGCGGCAUGGUGGCCACCCAGCCUUACCUGACAGCGCAGUGCGGCUGGUAGGAGGACAGCACGCUGAGGAGAUGGAGAAGCUGGGAAACGCGGCUAUAAGCAAGUCCGAUUAGGAGCUGGGAUCGACAAGUGUGAGGUCCUGGUGGGACAGAACCGUGUGGAUCGGGAAGGAGCCGGCACGCGGAGCUGCGGGACCCCACCGGCACCCAGCCUCUGGGGUGCCUCUCCCCGGGGAAGCCCAGCAGAGCCCCUGUUGGACUGGGGGAUGCUGGAAGGACGUGCUAGGCUGAAGGAGUGAUUUGCAGACAGGCUUAUCGUCCUUCCAGCAGCCGGGAGGAUGCGGAGACCGGUACGGGUCAGCUAGGUUACGGCAACGCGGCGUCCGGCUGGGGAACGCCUGCAGAGGAGACCAGAGGGAUUUUAGCACAAAGGGAGGAAAGCAGCAAAAGAUCUGCUUUUGGUUUGCUGCAUCAGCCAUGCCCUGAGGGCUGGUCCCAUGGCUUUCUCUUCGAAUCCCCCAGCCCUGCACCUUGUUACUGACCACGGCCCAGAACCACAGCCCAGGUCCCACACUCAAGUAAUCGCAGAUUUAAGGUUCAUUUUCUUCCGCGCACAUCCUUUAAUUUUGGCGAAGACAGAUUUGGACUGAAAACCCCCAUGCUUGGGCACAAGCCAAAGGGUGCGGGGGGGAAGCAGCCUUUUCAAAGUGGGAAUAUUUGCAAAGCAUUUGCUAACGCCAGUAGGUAGCAAAACUCCAACCUAUAAAUACCCACGUGGGAUACGAAGCACCAGGAAGGGAAAGUGUGCAGUACCCCAGGGCAGCCCCGAUGCGGGGCCACGCGCUCCCAGACCCUGCACAAUGGUGCCAGGGCAGGAUCCAUGCAUGGCAGCGCCAGGGGCAUUCCCCCCGCUGCUGUAACCACUUCCACGCACAGCCUCAGCCCCUCUGAAGUCCAGCUGGAAAAGUCGGAUCCACAAACAGCACGAACACAGCAGGAAUUUCGGCUGGGCACUUGGGUUUGCUGAUAAGUGUUUCUUUCCCUGCAGGACAAUGCGGUAUACCUGACAUACUUCCUUUGUAUUUCUUGGCAUGAGAAAAAAUUAAAAUGUAACAUGCAUGGUCA